AUGGACUUCACGACCAUCUUGAACCGCAAGAACUCUGCCGCCGCAGCUGCCGCCGCAGAAGCACAAUUACACCAACAAUACCUGCAAAACUCACAGCUGAGCCAACCCGCCAUGAAGACCGAGCCGGGUGCUGUGGACGACCCUGUCAACGCGUACCCACCUCACCCCCCACACGUCCAGAUGGAACAGGGACUCGCUGAGCCCUUUUACUAUGGCCAACCCCCCGGCACCACUCCUCGGAACAUGGGCUAUGUCCCUGGCGGAUAUGCCGGUGAUCCGCAGAUGCAGCAGGCACCGGUGCCUACAGGGAGAUCAAGUGCGGAUGCGCCGCCCAAGACCUUCCACUGCAAAACGUGCCAGAAAGGCUUCGCUCGCCGCAGUGACCUUGCGCGACACGAGCGCAUUCACACUGGAAUUCGACCGCAUGCCUGUGACUGGCCUGGCUGCGGGAAGCAAUUCAUUCAACGCUCAGCCUUGACGGUGCAUUCGCGAGUUCACACGGGAGAGAAGCCUCACAUGUGUGAGCGCUGCGGCAAGCCCUUCAGUGACUCCUCAUCACUCGCCAGACAUCGUCGUAUCCAUUCCGGAAAGCGGCCUUACAAGUGUCCGUACGCCAACUGCCAAAAGACCUUCACACGCCGUACAACCUUGACUCGCCAUCAAAACCACCACACUGGUACCAUUGAGGAGGCCGCGGCAGAGACAGAGGCCAACUUGCGCCAGAAUAAGGAACGGCGGGGGCCGGAUGGCAUGUUCCCUGAUCAAGCUUCUAUUCAUUCGACUCCAUCUCCUGCCCAACAUGCUUCGAUGUCGCCCGGCGGCGACCUCCCCCCGCUGACCAUGCAUCGCUCAGCUGGCGACUACUACAUGGGUAGUGGGCCUAUUCCCCCUCAUGUCCGUGGAGACUUCUCCCAGGGUAGCCCUCGUGCUUCGCCGACUGCGACUUCCCCUUCGCUUUCGAGCUUUGGCAGCGCGCCCCACGGUCGUCCGCCAAUGACCUCGCAUCCUUAUGCCCCUCCCCAGCCGCUCGAGCCGCCGGCCAACAAUGACCAUAGACCCAACAGUGUCAACGGUAGCCCGCACAUGACCAGUCUGGGAUGGGCUUCGCCUUCCCACGGCAGCAUGCCCUCUCCGGGAUCUGCCAAUGACUUCACCUACCCGGAGCCGACUGGUCCAGCCUAUCCGACCUCGAUGCCGCCUCACAUGUACUUCCCCAACUCGACCAUCCGUCGACCUGGCAGCACCGAGCCGGACAACUACGAGACCAAGCCCCGAAUGGGCGACCAUGGCUGGUCUACACCGGUAUGA
Messenger RNA from Penicillium argentinense, 1308 nucleotides. Its product is annotated as putative C2H2 finger domain protein. Gene Ontology annotation, molecular function: DNA-binding transcription factor activity, RNA polymerase II-specific; RNA polymerase II cis-regulatory region sequence-specific DNA binding. Bases 1 to 1308 code for a protein of 435 amino acids. The transcript is spliced from 3 exons. The record is from RefSeq and is a predicted model, not a curated record. Lineage: Eukaryota; Fungi; Ascomycota; Eurotiomycetes; Eurotiales; Aspergillaceae. Gene Ontology annotation, biological process: regulation of transcription by RNA polymerase II. Gene Ontology annotation, cellular component: PcG protein complex; transcription regulator complex.